GUGCAGUUGAGAGAGACAGCCUCUUAGAGCUGUGAGGCAGAAGUGAUGGAUUCAGCCCACAGAAAAGUGACAGUCUUCUCCUAACGGGCCACAGGCAGUACACAUGCCGCCCUGGACUCUCACCAUUUAUCAGGAAACUAUCUCCACCAUCCAACUUAAGUUACCAUUUGUUGACAGUGCUCCAACUUUUUCCCGUGGAUUUUGAAACAAUCUGCUCCAUGCUUGCCGACGAGUUUCCGGCAAGUUAAGCUGCGGUUGGGCUAAUGACGGUCUUUUAAUAAUAGGCUUUAAAACACCACCACCACCACCACCCCUCCACGGUUGGAAUGGACAGAGGUGACAAAGAGUAACGAUACAGGCAGAGCGCAGAGAAGGGGGAGAGGAGGACGCAGGGGAGCAGCUUUCUCACUUGGGAUGACUUUCUACCGGGAGAAACUUCAAUCCAUUCUGCCAGGAGGGCAAGGCAUCUGAGGGAGCCUCAUCAAUACUCGACAGUUAUCCAUCUCGUAAGCAUUGAGGCGUUGGUGAGUUGGGACACAUGGAGCCCCCUUCAAUGGUCCUGCUGGGGCUCCUUUUUUUUCAUGGACUAGUAGCCUGUGGUGCCCAGCAGACUCAUGGGAGUCCGUCAGACAGCAGCCGUGGCAGGGAAAGGACCCAAGAAUUUGAGAGUAGUGAGGAUGAUUUGGAGAGCGAGUUUCUCUAUGCUGGAAGGACCAAGCGUGCUCCGGUUGAGCAGCCGCAGGACAAGUGCUCCUACACUUUCAUUGUGCCUCAACAAAAAGUGACGGGAGCCAUCUGCGUCAACUCCAAGGAGCCAGAGGCCAUGCUGGAGAAUCGAGUCAACAAGCAGGAGUUGGAGCUGCUCAAUGUGGAGCUGCGGAAACAGAAGAGGCAGAUCGAGACCAUGCAGCAGUUGGUCGAGGUGGACGGAGGCAUCGUCAACGAGGUCAAGCUCCUGAGGAAGGAGAGCCGCAACAUGAACUCCAGAGUCACUCAGCUGUACAUGCAGCUGCUCCAUGAGAUCAUCAGGAAGAGAGACAAUGCCCUCGAAUUGUCUCAGAUGGAAAACAAGAUCCUGAACCAAACCUCUGAGAUGCAGCAGCUCACCGGUCGAUACAAGGAUCUCGACCACAAGUACCAGCACUUGGCUUCUUUGGCCACGAACCAAUCGAGUCUGAUUGUUCUGUUGGAGCAGCAGUGCCAGAGUCGCCCUCGCCCUCGCCCCGUGCCGGUCCCCCAGCCACGGUCCCAACCACCUAUACCAUCACCACCGCUCACCAAGCCUUACCAGCCGCCUGUCCUUCCACGAACGAGCAAAACGAUCAGCAACGAGAUCCAGAGCGACCAAAAAUCUAUCGUGCCUCUUCCAACGAUGCCCACUGGCACACACAGCCCCUCCACGACCGACAAGCCCUCUGGGCCAUUUAAAGAUUGUCUCCAGGCUCUGGAUGAUGGCCACACUUCCAGCACCAUGUACCUGGUGAAACCAGAGAAUGCCAACCGCCUCAUGCAGGUGUGGUGUGACCAGAGACAUGACCCAGGCGGCUGGACCGUGAUUCAGAGGAGGGUGGACGGCUCUGUCAACUUCUUCAGGAACUGGGAGACAUAUAAGCAAGGUUUUGGCAACAUUGAUGGUGAGUACUGGCUGGGUCUGGAGAACAUCUACUGGCUGACUAACCAGGCAAACUACAAAUUGCUGGUCACGCUGGAGGACUGGUCCGGCAGGAAGGUGUUUGCAGAGUAUGCCAGCUUCCGAGUGGAGUCCGAGGCCGACUUCUACAAGCUAAGGGUGGGCCGUUAUCAUGGCAACGCCGGAGACUCCCUCACCUGGCACAACGGCAAACAAUUCACCACACUGGACCGAGAUCAUGAUACAUAUACAGGCAAUUGUGCCCACUACCAGAAGGGAGGCUGGUGGUACAACUCUUGUGCCCAUUCAAAUUUGAAUGGAGUUUGGUACAGAGGAGGACACUACCGCAGCCGCUACCAAGACGGAGUCUACUGGGCUGAGUUCAGGGGAGGAGCCUAUUCACUCAAGAAAGUGGUCAUGAUGAUCCGUCCAAACCUAAACACCUUCCACUAAGCAUCCAAGGAACACGUCGUGUACCACGUCUCUAACACAAACCACGACGGCUCCUGAAACCCGUACAAUCUGUGGCCUUUUUUCUUUCAGUGGCACCACACCAAGCCGGGGGACAGAGAGACAGAUGACGUUGAAAGUGCAAUAUCAAAAAGAGCUGGUAUACUGGCACCUCCUGCACGUUGUGCACCAUUAUACAGCCGUCUGUCGCUUUUUCCCUUCUACGUUUGACUCAGUAGAGACGUGUUCUGAUCGCUCAGGAGUUGUUUUAAAUGCACUGUCUUUGAUGAAUCCUGUUUAGCUGACAGUGCUCUCAUUUCACCAGAGUGAGAACAACAAUAAGAACAUGAUUUGACAUUAGAGAGUAAAGCCAGACAAUAUAUAUUUAGUAUGUAAAGUUUUUUUUUUUGCAAUGACAAGCAAAUGAGGUUGACACAGGAAACGUAUCCGGUGACUUUUAAUUUCAUUCUAAAUACAUUUUCCAAAUGUGUAUUUUAACAGGAGCAUAUAUUGACUUGGAAUACGGGGUUGAUAUUCUGGCCAGUUUGAUUUAUUACAGCAAGAUAUAGUAUUCUAAAACGGUGCCAUUUUCCUUUGUAACAGAAAAGCACAACUGUAAAUUGCAACCUGAAGUUAUAAACAGAUUGCCUAUUAAACGGAUGCAUCAAAGAGCUAAAUCAACAUUUGAGGUGGUAGACCCACUUUCCUGCUUUUUUUUUUGACAAAAACUUAUUUUGAAACCUUGAAUUGCUUGAACAGGUAUUCACCAAUUUGCUUGUAUGAACCAAGCACUGUAUUUACUGUAUAAAUUGAGUGGUUUGUUGAUGUCAAUAGAUCCAACACAUUGCAUUUGUACAUAAAAGAUAUUUGUAAUAUAAUGUAUUCAAAAACGUAUUACAUUGCAGUAAAAUAUGGACAGCUUGUGUGUUUUUCUCUGUUUUGGCGUCUAUUGGUAGAAAAAGUACUUAGUUAAGCAGCACUUUAAUAACAACAGUCAUACACAUUCACAACAUUUUAUUCAUGUUCAAAUCAAUUUUCACGACUUAUGUUGGUGUAUGACUCAUGCAGACCUCUAAACAGAGAGGCUUGACACUAAGAUUUAACAUUUUUGAUAUAGGUUUAGCACUGUGGUGACAUUACAUGUUUAACCGUCAGAUAUUUCUCAUUAAAACAAGAGACACUGA
Molecule: messenger RNA, 3264 nt
Organism: Pseudoliparis swirei
Lineage: Eukaryota; Metazoa; Chordata; Actinopteri; Perciformes; Liparidae
Gene: angptl2b
Product: angiopoietin-like 2b
Exons: 5
Coding region: 539-2083 (514 amino acids)
Source: RefSeq, a predicted model, not a curated record